AUGCAAUCUGACGAUGCAGCGGCUCGUCUCAUGUUGGAGCGAUGGAUUCGAGCUCUCAAUGGCGCUGCUGAAGCGGAAGAUCCAACCGGCGUCAGCCGCGGGAGUCCUCGGGCCGAAGCCUUGAACAACAUGGUGGGCAUGUCCGUUACGCAUUCGGCCCCUCGGCAUUUGUUGGAGAUGACAAUCCCUCCCUUGAUCCAUCACGUUCGUGCAUACAUUUCUUCGGGCGGCAGCGCAGGCGGCCAUGGCGGAAUCUCGGAACACGAUGCCGCCACCAUUUUGGGGAUCUUGGUCAACUACGCCAGCCCCUGCCUUCGAGGAGAUCACUUGGCCAGGGAUCUCUCCAAUAGGAUGGCUGAAAAGGGGAUCGUCGAAGCUACUCUUUAUGGAAUCUUGGACAGUCCUGCGUUUCCCAAGUUAACGAAAGACGCCGCCUUUUUGAUCAGGAACAUGACCCAAAUGAUUCCCGUUGAGCCUGUCUGGAUUCCACCUCUCAUCCGACAACUGGAAAGGACAGAAGAAGGUGAUUUGACCAUUGUCGCCUUCUUGCUGAACGCUCUCCUGAACAGCGUUGAAAGCCACCAGCCUCCUGAGAGUGCCGAAGCCAAUCGCAACACCAUCUGUGGCAUUAUCUUGUGCUUUCAGUGUGGCAAGCAACAGCCCACACUCUCCAAGUGCUCCCGUUGCAAGGUAGCCCAGUACUGUUCCAAACAUUGUCAAAAAUUGCACUGGAAGCAAUGCGGACACAAGUCUCGUUGCAUGGCUCCUACGGCCUCUGCUGCUGCUGCUAUGGCCAAGCCACGUCCUUCCAAUGGUUUGGCAUUGCUUGUGGGUAUCAUGCGCCGUCAUGUCGACAACAGUGACAUUCAAUUUCUCUUCUUCAUCACUUGCUCUUCAGCAAUGGUUGCACUUGUUGUUCAUCCUCAAAGAAGCUUUCCGUGGCUGCCAAGGCCCACUCCAUGCGCCAAUUUGCCAUUGUCAACGCGGGAGGAAUGCAAGUAG
Messenger RNA from Seminavis robusta, 1002 nucleotides. Lineage: Eukaryota; Bacillariophyta; Bacillariophyceae; Naviculales; Naviculaceae. The record is from the annotation of a GenBank genome assembly.